AUGCGAGCCCUACUUCUGUUAACGCUCCUUUUUCUCUCGAUUUGUCUGGUUGUUGCUGCACCACAGUCUAAGCUACAAAUAAAUCCAGAUGUAGAAAGAAAACCAUAUGUCGAAGAGGUUGUGGUGGAGUCGCUCCUGCAUGUAAGAAGUCCUUCCGUUGCUCGUAACUCACGCGCCGAUACCAAGACGAACCUGUUGGACGGUUCCAGAGUUACCGAAAAUAAGAUCGAUUGA
Molecule: messenger RNA, 234 nt
Organism: Parnassius mnemosyne (clouded apollo)
Lineage: Eukaryota; Metazoa; Arthropoda; Insecta; Lepidoptera; Papilionidae
Source: the annotation of a GenBank genome assembly